Molecule: messenger RNA, 3534 nt
Organism: Vicia villosa (hairy vetch)
Lineage: Eukaryota; Viridiplantae; Streptophyta; Magnoliopsida; Fabales; Fabaceae
Exons: 2
Coding region: 1-3534 (1177 amino acids)
Molecular function (GO): catalytic activity
Source: RefSeq, a predicted model, not a curated record
AUGAUUAUCUUUUCUCUUAAUAUUAGAGGAGGUGGAAAGAGGGUGAAGAGGAAGAGAAUAGGUUAUAAUAUUCAGAAAGGUAGGGUUGACUUAGCUUUUUUACAGGAAACCAAGUUGAGGAAUGUGCAUCAUCAAUAUGUUAAGGAGUUGUGGGGAGAUGAUUGGGUGGAGUGGUCCCACUUAGAGGCCGAAGGGGCGUCGGGAGGCAUUCUAAUUAUGUGGAAGAAACACUUCUUCAAUCUUGUCUAUAGCUUUCGCGGAGAGGGUUUCUUAGGCGUUUGUGUGGAAAAGGAUAACAAAAGAAUCUACUUUGUCAAUUGUUAUGCUUCUUGUGAUCACAAGGUUAGAAAGAACUCUUGGAGGAAGUUAGUGGAUUUGAAAAGAAGGAGUGCAGUUGGUACAUGGUGUUUAGGAGGGGAUUUCAACAUGGUUACAUCUUCGGUGGAGAGAGUUGGAAUUUCGAAAAAGAAUUAUAAAAAGGAGAUGGAGGACUUUAAAGAAUUCAUUAGAGAUAUGGAGUUGGUUGACCCACCCACGAUAGGAGGGAGUCAUAAGGACUUCGUUGAAUUUGUGGAGAAGGAAUGGAACUCUUUGGAGGUGAAGGGGAGGGGGGAUUUUUGUCUAGUGGAAAAAUUGAAGGCACUCAAAAUUAAAAUUUCUUUGUGGAACAAGGAGGUGUUCGGUUGGAUAGAUCUUAACAUAGAGGAGGCGAAAAAGGAGAUGCAUUUUUUAGAUAACAAGUUUGCUCAUUUUGCAGGUAAUGUUCCGGAGGAGGAGGUGGCUAAAAGAUCCAAGGCGGCCAUUGCGUUUUGGGACAACCUUCAUAAAAAAGAAGGUUUCCUCCGCCUAAAAUCGAGACAAUUGUGGCUAGCCGAAGGUGAUUGCAACACGAGGUGCUUCCACAAUUCGCUUAAAGAGAGAAGAAGGAGGAAUUCUUUGUGCUCUCUUUUGUCAAGCAAAGGAGUGCUCGAAGAUGUUAAUGACAUCAAAGAUUUUACUUUCAACCACUUUAAGUUGUUUUUCGAGGACCCGGAGGUGGGGAGGCCGAAUCUAGGGGGAUUGGUUUUGAAGAAGCUCAAUGUUGCGGAGGGGAUGAAUAUAGAGCGUCCGUUCACGGAGUUGGAGAUUAAGGAGGCCAUUUGGUCUUGUGAUGGAAAUAAAAGCCCCGGGCUGGAUGGUUUUUCUUUAGAGUUCUUCAAGAGGUUUUGGGGUGUGAUCCGGGUGGAUGUUUUGAAAAUAUGCAAUGACUUCUAUACGAAAGGUUCUCUUGUGAAAUCAAUCACUUCUUCCUUCCUUGCUUUGAUUCCAAAGUCCAACAAUCCUCAAUCUUUAUCCGAGUUUCGCCCGAUUUGUUUGGUGGGUAGCAUUUACAAAAUUAUUGCGAAACUUUUAGCGGCUAGAUUGAAGGAAGUCAUAGGGAACUUAGUAUCUACCAACCAAACCGCUUUUGUCCCGGGUAGAAACAUGAUGGAUGGUGUCCUUAUGGUCAAUGAAAUAAUAGAUUGGUCUCGGAGGAAGAAAAGAAGUUGUCUUAUGCUUAAGGUGGAUUUUGAGAAGGCGUAUGACACCAUUUCUUGGCAAUACCUUAAAGAUACUAUGUUGCGAAUGGGAUUUGGUGCUAGGUGGAUGAGGUGGAUGGAUGCUUGUAUAUUUAACAAUCACAUGUCCGUCUUGGUUAACGGGAGUGCUACAAAAGAGUUUAAGGUGCAAAAAGGUUUAAGACAAGGAGAUCCAUUGUCGCCUUUUCUCUUUGUUCUUGCUAUGGAAGGUUUGACCGCUUUAGUGAAGAAGUCGGUAGAGGUGGGGAACUUCAAACCUUUCAAGUAUGGGGAUAAUGAUAGUGUCGAUAUCCUCCAAUUUGCGGAUGACACUAUUAUUCUAGGUGAGGCGUCUUGUGAUAACUUAUGGUAUUUGAAGGUUAUCUUGAGAGGAUUUGAAUUGGUUUCCGGGUUGAAAAUUAAUUUUGCCAAAAGCAACAUAAUAGGGGUGAAUGUUGGAGGGUGGUACAUGAACGCCGCCGUGACAUUUCUCUCUUGUAAAGAAGGUAAGACUCCUUUCAAAUUCCUCGGAAUUAUGGUGGGAGAUAAUCCUAGAAGGAAAAAGGUGUGGUUGGAAGUGGUCAAUAAUUUGAAGAGGCGCCUUUCUUCGUGGAAAGGAAGGAACAUUUCAAUGGGAGGUAGAGUUACGCUAAUCAAUUCGGUUUUGAAUUCAAUUCCUAUUUUCACUCUAUCUUUUUAUAAGCUUCCCGGAAACAUUGCCAAAGAAAUAAGGAAGAUUCAAAGUGAGUUUUUAUGGAGUGGAAAGUCCGGAAAAAGGAGUAUUCAUUGGGUUAAGUGGGAAGUGGUGUGUAGGCCUAAAGCGAAGGGUGGUUUGGGGGUUAGAGACGUUAGAGAAAUGAACAAAGCUCUUCUCUUGAAAUGGAAGUGGAGAAUCCUUCAUGAUAAUGAAGCCAUUUGGCAAAGAUUUUUUAAGGUGAGGUAUUCUUGUCCUAAAUUAAGAAUUCAAGAUAUUGGGGGUAAUUUUCAGAGAAGUGAUGAUUCCAUUUGGUGGAAAGAUAUGUGUGAGAAUAAAGUGUUGGACGACAUCAUAGAUAACGGUUUUUCCGGUUGUUUCAAAUGUUGUUGCAAUAAUGGUAUGGAUGUUCUUUUUUGGAUCAAUUGGUGGGUGGGAGAACAACCACUUUGCAUGGAAUUUCCGGAUUUGUUUGAAUUGUCAAAUGCGAAGUAUUGUUCGGUGGCGGAGGUAUUAGAGCGGAUUGACGGUUCGUUUAGGUGGAAUUUUGGGGGACUGUUUUCUGCCGGCGAUUCUCACGGCCAGCCACUCUCAGCCGCGGCAGCAGCCAGUCCAAACUGGACUCAGUUUUGCGACAGUGUUCGGGGCUUUUCUACUAGUGCGAACGGCGGUGACUCGUUCUCGUGGUCCUUGGCCGAGGGCAAGGAAUUCACCGUUGCAAGCAUAACAAGCGCCAUUGAUAGUGACAAAGUUUUCGCAUGGGAUUAUAAUUUGUUUAAUUCUUUGAAAGUAAUGUGGGAUCUAAAGCUUCCGCCCAAGAUCAAGGUAUUCGCUUGGAGAUUCUUUAUUGAUCGGCUUCCUACUAGAGAUCAAUUAUUGAAAAGAGAUGUAGCCAAUGUUUCGUGCCCGGAUUGCGUGAUGUGUGGUUCCUUCCUUGAAUCAUCUUCCCAUCUUUUUUUCAUUUGUCAAGAGGCGAAAACAAUUUGGAAAUAUGUGUUUAGUUGGCUUGGAAUUCCGGAGAUGAUGAAUGAAGAGGAUUUGCUUUGCUUCAACGUUAUUCAAGAAAAGGUGAAAUGCGGCAAGAGAAGAGUUUUAAUCAAUUUUGUGUGGGUUGCAACUAUUUGGAGCCUUUGGCUUAUGAGGAACGCAAUUAUUUUUAGGGGGGAGGCGUUUUGUUUUGACGUUAUUUGUUCUAACAUUGUUUUUCUUUCUUGGAGAUGGAUGUUUUGUGGAUAUAGCAAGUUUAGACCAACCUAUUAUGAAUGGUUUAAACUUCCCUUAUCCGACACUAGUCAUCUUUAG